Molecule: messenger RNA, 1786 nt
Organism: Enhydra lutris kenyoni (northern sea otter)
Lineage: Eukaryota; Metazoa; Chordata; Mammalia; Carnivora; Mustelidae
Product: DnaJ heat shock protein family (Hsp40) member C9
Exons: 5
Coding region: 206-1138 (310 amino acids)
Cellular component (GO): nucleus; cytoplasm
Molecular function (GO): heat shock protein binding
Source: RefSeq, a predicted model, not a curated record
UAGUUUCGAUGUAGUACGGACGUGCCAUAUAUUAAAUGAACUGCACGACUCUGGUGAGAAGAUAAGCUCCAGGUUUCUCGAGUAAGGGAUAGAAGGCUUCUGGCGUCUCGGGUAACCACAGAGAAGAAAGCUCCUGCUGCUACUCCGGUCGCCUUUUAAGUCUUGGCCACGCCCUGGUUUUGCAGCUGCCGUAAAGUGCGACGUCAUGCCACGCCCAUUGGGCGCUUUUUAUGACGUAGUAGGCCGGGGUGUGGUUUUUUUGCGCGGGAAAAGGGGGCAGUCUGGAGCUCUAGCCUGUGUUGCUGGGACCGGCAGUUUCUGUGGAGUUGUCGCUCGCCCCCUAUCCCUGCCGGCUAUGGGGUUACUGGAACUGUGUGAGGAAGUGUUUGGUACCAACGACCUUUACCGAGUGUUGGGCGUGCGGCGCGAGGCCUCGGACGGCGAGGUCCGACGCGGCUACCACAAGGUGUCCCUGCGGGUGCAUCCCGACCGGGUUGGCGAGGACGACAAAGAGGACGCCACCCGCCGCUUCCAGAUCCUCGGGAAAGUCUAUUCUGUUUUGAGCGACAAAGAGCAGAGAGCAUUGUACGAUGAGCAGGGAACAGUAGACGAAGAUUCUGAUGUGCUCAGUCAAGAUCGGGACUGGGAGGCGUAUUGGAGGUUACUUUUUAAAAAGAUAUCUCUAGAAGACAUUCAAGCUUUUGAAAAGACAUACAAAGGUUCUGAAGAAGAGCUGGCAGAUAUUAAACAGGCCUAUUUGGAUUUCAAAGGUGACAUGGAUCAGAUCAUGGAGUCUGUGCUGUGUGUGCAGUACACAGAAGAACCCAGGAUAAGGAACAUUAUUCAGCAAGCCAUUGAUGCUGGAGAGAUCCCGUCCUAUAAUGCCUUUGUCAAAGAAUCGAAGCAAAAGAUGAAUGCAAGGAAAAGGAGGGCUCAGGAAGAGGCUAAAGAAGCAGAAAUAAGCAGGAAGGAGCUGGGCCUUGACGAAGGAGUAGAUAACUUGCAAUCAAUCAUUCAGAGCAGACAAAAGGAUCGGCAAAAAGAAAUGGACAAUUUUCUGGCUCAAAUGGAAGCAAAGUACUGCAAACCUUCCAAAAGAGGAGGGAAAAAAACGCCUCUCAAGAAAGAAAAGAAAUAAUGGAAUUUUCUCUUCAGAAGUCCUUAGGUGUUAAUUGGCACCAUUGUAGGCAAGAAACAGUCAAGAUUUGAAGAAAGAAGUUAACCCUGCUCUUGAGAAAAGCUGUCCUUCCAGCCUAAACAACUCCGCUCGACUCUGUACACCAAGCAGAAUCUCUCAACCUGAUUUUAGUAAUCUUAGAAAUCCCCUGACAUUCUUUGAGGUCCUGCAUGAAGGAAUUUGGAGAUUUUUGUGGGAAUGGGGGAGAGUGAUGUACUUCCUGGCAGUGCUUGCAUCUGUGAUCUUCUGUACAAGGAACUUGUAUCUAGAAUGUGGGUCUGGCCCAUAUUGCCUAUAGCAGUUGUUUUGCCGCACGAGUGUGCACACAGCCGCAGAGUAUUCGGAGUGACGUGUGUGAUAUUAGAACAGUAAUUCUGUUCUAGCUCUGCCUAGCUAGAAUGCUUUCAGAACACUUGGUGGACAUCUUUCUUUCAAAUAUUUGCCAGUUUGCUUUCAGGCUUAAUGUUCUUGAAUAGAUCCUCUCUCCUUUUUGUUUUACUCAGCCAGGUUUUGUACUCUUUGCUAGAAGUAUAGGAGAAGCAGAUGUUGAGAUUACUUUAAGCAUCUUUGUAAGACUUGUACAUGAUGAAAUAAACAAGUUAAAAAUGA